AUGGUAAACUUACUUGGCGUGUAUGUGAGGUCGGACAACAGCAAGCGUAGCGCCUUACCAGAACGCCCACUAAAAUCCAGUAAUCUACAGUUUUAUCAACUUUUCGAUAUAAGUCGAACUAUGCUGAAAAGUUAUUCCGAAGUCCGGAAGAUGAGCAACGGACGUCGCGUCAGUAGACCGACUGAGCGACGCGAGGUCGCUUCCCGCCGAGUGCGCCGCGCCGGUGGGCGGGUCUUAAAACCACGCGCCGCCUCGCCCCGCCCACUCGGAGACACGCCCACC
Molecule: messenger RNA, 282 nt
Organism: Brenthis ino (lesser marbled fritillary)
Lineage: Eukaryota; Metazoa; Arthropoda; Insecta; Lepidoptera; Nymphalidae
Source: the annotation of a GenBank genome assembly